CGGUCGCCGCCGCGUCUGCGCAGGGGGAGUUGGUUUCCGCUGCGCCCCCCUGGAAUUGUGGGAGUUGUGUCUGUCCCUCGGCUGUCUGGGGCAAGCCGAAGGUAGGGGCGGUGAGAUUGCAGCUGGGCGAGGGGUUGUUCUUCACGUCAGCGGCUCCGGCGGCUUCCCGCACACCCCCCGACCCACGUUCAGGGCAAUCCUGGCCUCUCGAGCCGAGGGACGCUGUCCCUUCUCUCCCACUCUAAACGUUCCCAGGAACCUCUCUCAGGAGCCCGGAGACGAGGCCGCGGCGUCUGACUGACUUUUGUCUCCGCGUGUGGCACGUUCGUUUCCUUCUCCCGGGCUCUGCAGCAGCUGUCCAACCCCUCCCGUGCUCACAGUUUGCUUCGGGCCCGAGACCUCUUGUGGUUUCUUCUCCCAACAUAUGGAAUCGCAUCCUAAGCCCGUGGCACUUGCACUUCUGUCUCUGGUUUCCUUGGCCCUGCUAGACGGAUGACUGGCCUCUCAAGUAAAGGUUCCAGGCGUUGGUGUGUCUCGGAUCAUCUCGGGAGGUUGUGUCCGUCCCUGGCGAGCUCAGAUCAAGGCACGGGCGCCUGCACUUCUCCCCGGCUGGUUCCAAAUAAGGGUGAUCCUGAGAUCUUCGCCUGCCUCUAACCAUGCCUUCCUGGGGCCUUCCCCCAUCUAGGAUGGCUCCUCUGGGUCUGCUGCUGGGUUUGCUCAUGGCCUCCUGCUUUACCUUUUGCCUCAGUCAUCAGAACGUGGGGUUUGCGCUGACCAACCCAGAGAAGAGUGUCACUGAAGAAUCAGAGAAAAAGGAUACGAAAGCGGAGGUGGAGCUGGAGCCCGAGGUCCUGGAGGUGUUUCACCCAACCCAUGAGUGGCAGGUCCUUCAGCCAGGUCAGGCCGUUCCUGCAGGGUGCCACGUGCGAAUGAAUCUCCAGACUGGGGCAAGAGAAGCAAAACUUCUAGAUGAGGACACACUCCAAAGUAAUUUGAAAGUGUCAAGAAAAGGCAAAAGGUUGGACAUUAACACCAACACCUAUACAUCUCAGGACCUCAAGAGUGCACUUGCAAGAUUCAAGGAGGGGACACAGAUAGGGAGUUCAAAGGAAGACAAGGCGAGGCAGGCUGAGGUCAAACAGCUCUUCCGCCCCAUCGAGGAGCUGAAGAAGGACUUUGCUGAGCUGAAUGUUGUCAUUGAGACUGACAUGCAGAUCAUGGUACGACUGAUCAACAAGUUUAAUAGUUCCAGCUCCACCCUGGAAGAGAAGGUUGCUGCACUAUUUGACCUCGAAUAUUAUGUCCAUCAGAUGGAUAAUGCACAGGACCUGCUUUCCUUCGGUGGUCUUCAAGUGGUGAUCAAUGGGCUGAACAGCACAGAGCCUCUGGUAAAGGAGUAUGCUGCCUUUGUGCUGGGGGCGGCCUUCUCCAGCAACCCCAAAGUCCAGGUGGAGGCCAUCGAGGGGGGCGCCCUGCAGAAGCUGCUGGUCAUCCUGGCCACGGACCAGCCUCUCACCGCCAAGAAGAAGGUGCUGUUCGCUCUGUGCUCGCUGCUGCGGCACUUCCCCUACGCGCAGCAGCAGUUCCUGAAGCUCGGCGGCCUGCAGGUGCUGCGGGGCCUGGUGCAGGAGAAGGGCUCCGACAUGCUGGCCGUGCGCGUGGUCACGCUGCUCUACGACCUGGUCACCGAGAAGAUGUUUGCAGAGGAGGAGGCUGAGCUGACCCCCGACACGUCCCCCGAGAAGCUGCAGCAGUACCGGCAGGUGCACCUCCUGCCCAGCCUGCAGGAGCAGGGCUGGUGCGAGAUCACGGCCCACCUGCUGGCCCUGCCCGAGCACGACGCCCGCGAGAAGGUGCUGCAAACGCUGGGUGCCCUCCUGCCCACCUGCCGGGACCGCUACAAGCAGGAUCCCGAGCUUGGCAGGACACUGGCCAGUCUGCAGGCCGAGUACCAGGCGCUGGCCGCCCUGGAGCUGCAGGAAGGCGAGGACGAGGGCUACUUCCGGGAGCUGCUGGGCGCCAUCAGCAAUUUGCUGGCGGAGCUGAGAUGAGGAGGCCCCAGAGCCGCGACGUGACUGAGUGUGGCCAGUGGGUGAGGGGCGCCAGCCUGGGCCUGUUGGGGGCCGUGGACAGGAGGGAGGUCUGUGGACAUCACCCAGGUGAUGGUGGCUUGGCAUUAAAUGGGACAUCGAGGCCACUGUCUGUCUGCUGUGUGUGUCCAUGGUG
Molecule: messenger RNA, 2226 nt
Organism: Sorex araneus (European shrew)
Lineage: Eukaryota; Metazoa; Chordata; Mammalia; Eulipotyphla; Soricidae
Gene: SIL1
Product: SIL1 nucleotide exchange factor
Exons: 10
Coding region: 657-2051 (464 amino acids)
Source: RefSeq, a predicted model, not a curated record